GCGCGAGGGGGCGGAGCGAGGGGCGGGGCGCAGAGCAGCCGCCCGCGCGAGCGGUCGGGCGGGGAUCGGGCGGCGCCGAGCUGAGGUGGCGAGGGACUAGCUCCCGGAUGUGGAGAAGCUGGGGAGAAGGCGUGGGAGGAAGAUGGACUCGGUGGAGAAGGGGGCCGCCACCUCCGUCUCCAACCCGCGGGGGCGGCCGUCCCGGGGCCGGCCCCCCAAGCUGCAGCGCAACUCCCGCGGCGGCCAGGGCCGAGGUGUGGAGAAGCCCCCGCACCUGGCGGCCCUGAUUCUGGCCCGGGGCGGCAGCAAAGGCAUCCCCCUGAAGAACAUUAAGCACCUGGCGGGGGUCCCGCUCAUUGGCUGGGUCCUGCGUGCGGCCCUGGACUCGGGGGUCUUCCAGAGUGUGUGGGUUUCAACAGACCACGAUGAAAUUGAGAAUGUGGCCAAACAAUUUGGUGCACAGGUUCAUCGAAGAAGUUCUGAAGUUUCAAAAGACAGCUCUACCUCACUAGAUGCCAUCAUAGAAUUUCUUAAUUAUCACAAUGAGGUUGACAUUGUAGGAAAUAUUCAAGCUACUUCUCCAUGUUUACAUCCUACUGACCUUCAAAAAGUUGCAGAAAUGAUUCGAGAAGAAGGAUAUGAUUCUGUUUUCUCUGUUGUGAGACGCCAUCAGUUCCGAUGGAGUGAAAUUCAGAAAGGAGACUUGUCUGAUAAACUCCAUAAAAAUCAUAUGGGAAUAGAAAGCAUCCACCAAAGAGUUAUGGAAGACCUCACGAAGAAAUUUCAGAAUUGCUUCCCCAAAUUUGGUGGAAAAAUGGCAUACUACGAAAUGCGAGCUGAACAUAGUGUGGAUAUAGAUGUGGAUAUUGAUUGGCCUAUUGCAGAGCAAAGAGUGUUAAGAUAUGGCUAUUUUGGCAAAGAGAAGCUUAAGGAGAUAAAACUUUUGGUUUGCAAUAUUGAUGGAUGUCUCACCAAUGGCCACAUUUAUGUAUCAGGAGACCAAAAAGAAAUUAUAUCUUAUGAUGUAAAAGAUGCUAUUGGGAUAAGUUUAUUAAAGAAAAGUGGUAUUGAGAUAGGAAAUGAAGUGUCUGAUGAAGAGUGCUUGAAGAGAGUGGGCCUAAGUGGCUCUCCUGCCGAUGCCUGUUCCACUGCCCAGAAGGCUGUUGGAUACAUUUGCAAAUGCUAUGGUGGCCGUGGUGCCAUCCGGGAGUUUGCAGAGCACAUUUUCCUACUAAUGGAAAAGGUUAAUAAUUCAUGCCAAAAAUAGAAAUUGGAAAAGAAAGGAUACAGCCUUCUUCAGCCAGUUUGCUUUUAUUUUUGAUUAGGUAAAAUUCCACGUUGUAAUGUUACAGAGGGUGUGAUUUGGUUUGUGAUAUAGCUUAAUAUCUUUUCAAAGCAAAUCUUCUCAAAUUAUCAUUCCAAAACCUAUGAAAUAAUUGUGCUCUACUUUUCUCUUUAUGCAAGAUAAUUAUUUAGAGAUUAAUUAUAGUCUUUCUCAGAUUUUUAGUAAAUGCAAGUAAGAACAUCAUCAAAAUUGACUUUGUAUUGUACCCUGUAAAACUGUGUGUUUGUGUGCUUUCGAUGAUGCUGGGAUUUUAUUUAUUUGGGGACAGUGUGUCUGGUAAG
Messenger RNA from Propithecus coquereli (Coquerel's sifaka), 1626 nucleotides. It is a transcript of the gene CMAS, whose product is annotated as cytidine monophosphate N-acetylneuraminic acid synthetase. The record is from RefSeq and is a predicted model, not a curated record. The transcript has 7 exons. NCBI's taxonomy places the organism in Eukaryota, Metazoa, Chordata, Mammalia, Primates, Indriidae. Bases 143 to 1267 code for a protein of 374 amino acids. Gene Ontology annotation, molecular function: N-acylneuraminate cytidylyltransferase activity.